GCGAUUUGGAGGCCUCGCGUUGGGAGAAGGUGCGUCUGUGGAGGAACUUGGCCCGGCUCCCGCUGGGCGGGCGAACCCGAAGUCGGGCUUGGACCCCGGGCGCCAAAUCCUGGAUCCUGAACAGCACCUUCUGUCGAGAGCCCAGAGGAAAGAAUGGCUGUUACACAUUCAAAAGCAAAUCCCAAGACUCUGUUCUUCUCUAAGAUAGGAAUCCAGAGGAGGAUUGGUCAUUUCUUACAGCUCUAAAAAUCAUGGCUCAGACUUAUCCAUGAGAUGUUCUCUGUGCAGAAAAUACCUACAGCAACAGGAUUCCAAAAGCAACACCCUUGCACUUCAGAAGCACCAAUUUCUUUAGUGUAUCAUCCGUGUCAAAGGCUUCCUAAAUUUUUCUGUUGCCUCCUUUGUGGAGAGCUCCUCAUCUUCUCCCCCUCCAUUGAAAAAACACUGUCUUUUUUUCUACAAUUAGUAUUUUGUUUGUUGUUUCAGCAGUCAGUGAUGUUCAGGGAUGUUGCCAUUGACUUCUCUCAGGAAGAGUGGGAAUGUCUGGACUCUGCUCAAAGGGAUUUGUAUAGAGAUGUGAUGUUGGAGAACUAUAGUAACUUGGUGUCACUAGACUUGCCUUCAAGGAGUACAAAUAAGAACUUAUGUCCAACAAAGGACACAGAUGGACCAGAAUUAUCCCAGUGGGAAAUGAGUGCCAGUCUUGAAAACUGUGAUCUUGAGGAGUCCACUUCCAGAGAUUAUUUGGAAGUCAAAGGCACAUUGGAAAAGCAACAAGAAAAUCAGGAGGAAUAUUUCAGGCAAGGGAUGAUCAUAUAUGAAAGAAUGUCCAUUUUCAACCAGCAUACUUACUUAUCUCAACAUCCCAGAUGUCAUUCUACUGAGAAACCCUAUAAAUGUAAAGAAUGUGGGAAGUCCUUUAGACGAGCCUCACACCUAACUCAACAUCAGAGUAUUCAUACUGGUGAAAAACCUUAUGAAUGUAAGCAAUGUGGGAAGGCAUUUAGUCGUGAUUCACAGCUCAGUCUUCAUCAAAGACUUCAUACUGGUGAGAAACCCUACACAUGCAAGGAAUGUGGGAAAGCCUUUACUCAGAGCUCACAACUUAUUUUACAUCAUAGAAUUCAUACCGGUGAAAAACCAUAUAAAUGUGAAGAAUGUGGGAAAGCCUUCAUUCGUAGCUCACAACUUACCCGACAUCAAAAAGUCCAUACUGGUGAGAAACCUUAUGAAUGUAAAGAAUGUGGGAAGGCCUUCACUCAGAACUCACAACUUACUCUGCACCAGAGACUUCAUACUGGUGAGAAACUCUAUGAAUGUAAAGAAUGUAGAAAGGUGUUUACUCAGCUCUCACAACUUAUUCUGCAUAAGAGAAUUCAUACUGGUGAAAAACCAUAUGAAUGUAAAGAAUGUGGAAAAGCUUUUAUUUGUGGCUCACAGCUUUCUCAACAUCAAAAAAUUCAUAAUGGGGAAAAGCCAUAUGAAUGUAAGGAAUGUGGAAAGGCCUUUAUUCGUGGCUCAUUACUUAUGCAACAUCAGAGGAUUCAUACUGGUGAAAAGCCCUAUAAAUGUGAAGAAUGUGGGAAGGCCUUUAUCCGUGGCUCACAACUUACUCAACACCAGAGAAUUCAUACCAAUGAGAAACCCUAUGAAUGUAAGGAAUGUGGAAAGACCUUUAGUCAUGGCUCACAACUUACUCAACAUCAGAGAAUUCAUACUGGUGAGAAACCCUAUCAAUGUAAGGAAUGUGGAAAGGCCUUUAAUCGUGGUUCACUCCUUACUCGGCAUCAAAGGAUUCAUACUGGUGAAAAACCCUAUGAUUGUAAAGAAUGUGGAAAGACAUUUAGUCGUGGCUCAGAACUUACUCAACAUGAGAGAAUUCACACUGGUGAGAAACCUUAUGAAUGUAAGGAAUGUGGAAAAUCUUUUAUUCGUGGCUCACAGCUUACUCAACACCAGAGAAUUCACACUGGUGAGAAACCCUAUGAAUGUAAAGAAUGUAGAAUGGCCUUUACUCAGAGUUCACAUCUUUCUCAGCAUCAGAGACUUCAUACCGGUGAGAAACCCUAUGUAUGUAAUGAAUGUGGGAAGGCCUUUGCUCGUGGCUUACUACUUAUACAGCAUCAGAGGAUUCAUACAGGUGAGAAACCAUAUCAGUGUAAGCAAUGUGGGAAGGCUUUUAUUCGUGGUUCACAACUUACUCAACAUCAGCGAAUUCACACUGGAGAAAAACCCUAUGAGUGCAAGGAAUGUGGAAAGGCCUUUAGUCAUGGCUCUCAACUUACUCUACAUCAGAGAAUCCAUACUGGUGAGAAACCCUAUGAAUGCAAAGAAUGUAGAAAAGCUUUUACUCAGAGCUCACAUCUUUCUCGACAUCAGAGAAUUCAUACUGGUGAGAAACCAUAUCAGUGUAAGGAAUGUGGGAAGGCCUUUACGCGUGGUUCGCAACUAACUCAACAUCAGAGAAUUCACAUCAAUGAGAAAUCUUUUGAAUAUAAGGAAUGUGGGAUAGACUUCAGUCACAGCUCACAAGUUUAUAUAUGAAUCAUCUGAGUCUCUGAUUAAUAUAGUGUUCUCUGGUCAUUAAUUCAUUAUAAUCAAGGAAUUCUUAAAAUGUGAAUGAGGAAACACAUUUGCCUCUUAAAGUUCACCAUCAGUGAAUUUAAUAUGGGGGAAAGAUAAUGUAAUCCAUGUAGAAAAACCCAUACUUAUUGGAAGCCUGUUAAACUUUAAAAAGUUAUAGAGAAUAAUUUGGUUGAUGUAAUAAAUAUAGGAAGGCCUUUAGUCAUAGCAUAAGUCUUUUAAACAUUAUCUUGACUCUACCAGUUGCUUUCCUUUGUGACAGUUAUCAUGAUUAUUAAUCUCUGCAUUGAUUUAAUCAUUUGUAAAAUAGACCUAAAAAUAAUACCUUUCUUUUAAGAUGCUUGGAAACAUUAUAUGAGUUAUUACACAUAAAGCUCUUAGAACAGUGCCUUGAACAUUACAUAUCACAAAUGUUUGGUAUCGUUAUAGCUAGUGUUAUUUUAGAGAACUUGCAUGAGAGGAGGACACUUAAAAGUAUAAUGAAUAUUGAGAAAUCUUUCAUUAAUGCUUAGCCCUGAUUACCUUAGGAGAAGGGAGGACAGUCUAUACAGUGAUGACUGAGAAAGCCUCCACUCACAUCUCAUCACGUACCCCAUAAGAGGAAAUUCAUAAUGUAAAAACUAUAUUUAAUCAAUAGAUUGUUGAAGAGGUGUGACAAAAAUCCAAAAACAUUUUCUACCAUUUCUGAUCACAAUUCAAGAAUAUUACUUAGAAAUGAAAAUACUGGAUACCAAAAUCUUUCUACUAGGACAUUUUUUAAAAACUUGAAUGUACAGCUUUUGAAUUAAACUAAAAAUAAGAAUGACAUUACAGACUAUUUGUUAGAAAAAAUGAUGAGUCUGCCAGAGACUGCUCUUUGCCUACUCUAUGUCCAUUUUCCCUUUCAUCACAGAAUUCUUGCCUGAAAAACUAUCUCAGCUUCCUUUGCAUCAACAAGACGGCAAUGGUAUUUGUAUGAGUAGGACAUUUAAGAAAUACUUUUGCCUCUUUGCACUUCUUUAUUUCUCUGCCUACAGUGUGGACAUUUAACCUGCAGCUCUGGUGAUUUUAUGGAGACCUUGAGAGUAGUAUCUGGGUAUUAAGGAUGAUGGAGCAGAAAUACAGAACGAAUCUAAUCUACACCUGUGCUGAUUGUAUGGAACAACCAUACCAACUCUGGUCUGCCUGCCUCCUCCUGUAUUUCUUCAUAUAAAAUUAAAAUAAACUUAUUUGUUGA
Molecule: messenger RNA, 3799 nt
Organism: Manis pentadactyla (Chinese pangolin)
Lineage: Eukaryota; Metazoa; Chordata; Mammalia; Pholidota; Manidae
Gene: ZNF420
Product: zinc finger protein 420
Exons: 5
Coding region: 274-2544 (756 amino acids)
Biological process (GO): negative regulation of transcription by RNA polymerase II
Molecular function (GO): DNA-binding transcription repressor activity, RNA polymerase II-specific
Source: RefSeq, a predicted model, not a curated record